UUUAUAAGCAUGUGCCUUUCGCAGAAAUUGGAAUUAGAACCGAAGAAAGAAAGGCGACCCUCGAAAUAUCCGCUUCAAGUGCACCAGCUGUACAGAGACCAAAUAUCGAAAAAACCACCAAAGACUGUUGGGGAGUGGUCGGCGUGGAGUCCUUGGAGUCCUUGCUCCAGGAGUUGUGGAGGUGGCAUCACACAACAAACUAGAAAUUGUAUCAACACACCUGCAGAUUCAAGAUUUGUCAGGAGACAAAGGCGGCGGCGUCAGAGUGGCAGGUCGGCUAAUGGUUGCGUAGGACUCUAUAAGAGGAUUCACUUGUGCAACAGUCAGGAGUGCCCCAGUGGUCGAGAUUUCCGUUACGAACAAUGCGCUGCCUUCAAUCAUCGACGCUUUAAGGGCAGAAGAUACGACUGGGAGCCGUUUCUCAAAGUAAAAGACGAGUGUGCACUGAACUGCAGGGCGGUGGGCAUGAACUUUUUCGCGACCCUCAACAAGACCGUUAUCGACGGAACACCCUGUCUACAUCCCGUCACUUCCACCGGAAAAGCAGCCCCGAAAGGCACUAGGGGCAUCUGCAUCGAAGGCUACUGCAAGAGUGUGAACUCGCGUGGCGUCAUAGGUAGUGUGGAUGAGACUCUGGAGGAGUGCUCCGCUUGCCUAAAAGGGUCCUGCAACAGUAUCAACGGCAUCUACACCCGCCAUGACUUGCCACCAGGAUAUUCGCUGGUCACGCAGAUUCCUGCUGGCGCUUGCAGGAUUCUCAUUCAGCAGCUGAAACACAGCAGAAACUUUCUCGCUCUGAGGAAUUCCAAUGGUUCAUACAUCGUGAACGGAGAUUGGAAGGUCAGCAACAGCAGGGUAUUCCAAGGAGCAGGAACCAAGUUUGUCUAUGUACGGCAGGAUGAAAAUUCAUUGGAAACCCUCACGUCACCAGGACCUCUGGCCAACAGUGUCGACAUUAUGAUAGUAAACUACCAGAUGAAUCCAGGGAUUAAAUACGGAUAUUCCCUGCCAGUAGACCACAAUCCAGUUCUAGCUCCGCCGUUUCUGAAGAAACCACCAGCGAUCGAACCUGCUGUGGUAGAAACCAGGAGGCUAGAAUCGCCUCUAUACAACAUAAGCCAGAAAGACGAAGCUAGACCACCAGUCCACCCAGGACCAAGAAGGACGAGAGUUAGAAGGAAGUACUUCCACUGGAAAAUCACCGGACUAACAGCUUGUUCCAAAUCCUGUGGUGGAGGUAUCCAGACCUACGUGAAGACCUGCUACAGAGAAGCCCAUCCCCACAAUCAAAUCCCCGUCAGCGACAGGCGAUGCGCCCAUUUGGACGCACCAGCCUCAGCCCCUGUGCGUUGUAACGUGGAACCUUGUCCUCCCAGCUGGGAAGGGUACUGGACUGAAUGCAGCGUCUCCUGUGGGGAAGGCGUCCAGCAGUACAUUCCCCAGUGCAAGCAGGAACUAGCCAGCGGUGCCAUCAUAAUCGGUGACGCCCAAUGCCCCAGACCAAAGCCUUCUAGUCAGACUAGGUCAUGUCGAGAAGUUGCUUGCGAAAUUAGCGACAACGAGUUGCCCCAGACCGUGGAUGGUCCCAGAGAGUGGUCUGUUGGACCUUGGAGUGAAUGCUCUGCAUCCUGUGGCACUGGUCACAGAAGCAGGCAGGUGACGUGUCCUUCUGGGGUAUGUCGAGCAGAAGAACGACCAGCCCACGCGGAAUACUGCAACACUGGCCCCUGCAACUCCACACCCGUCAGUCAGUCUCAACAUUCUCCAAAUUCUGCACCAUUCUCCUCUUGGUUAGUGACUGAAUGGACGCACUGUUCUGAGGCCUGCGGCACAGGAACCCAAAGCCGACUGGCAGUGUGUGGCCUCCAGGAUCAAAACAGUUGCAGUUCGGAGAGCAAACCAGAUUUAUCCAGGGCCUGUUCCAGCGACAAGCAAUGCGGAGGUCAAUGGUUCACAGGUCCAUGGGGGCCAUGCUCGGAGUCUUGCACCGACAGGGCAAGGCAGAAACGCGAAGUCUUCUGCGUGGUGAAAAUCCGCGGUCAGUCGCACAUCACGAACGAAAUGACCUGCUCCUCUCAGUUGAAACCCCACGAGGAACAGGCAUGCGCCGGGGUUUGUCCCCCACACUGGUUCAUCGGCGACUGGGGGCACUGCGACGGUGGUUGUCCCGUAGGCGUCCAAAGGAGGGAAGUUAGGUGCAUGGACCACUACGGGAGACCUUCGAACGGGUGUCCAGAGGCCGAUAUGCCCGUGGCGAAGCGCACUUGCGCUUGCGAGGCAAAUGCUGACCAAAGGGAGAGGUACAAACCGGCGCAAGAUGAACCCGUUGAUCGAUCUUGUCUUGACCGAAUCCGAAAAUGUAAAUUGGCAGUGCAGGCGCGCCUGUGCCACUACCCCUACUACAUUAGCCACUGUUGCGAGUCCUGCAGAGCAGCAGGACCCGACGGAAUGAAACUGUGAUUGGAGAGGAGUAGUCAAGUUAUGUACUGAAGAUAUUAAUAAUUAUUAUUAGAGUUGUUAGCGAAUGUGAAGGUGUGAAAGUAAUAUAACGCGUGAGUGAGUUUUCCACAGUAACGGACAUUCUGAUUAAGUAACACUUCACGCACCACACGCAGGUAUAAAACUGAAGGGUUCUUUAAUUUCUUCCAAUAGUUUGUGACUAGUCCUUUGGGUGUAUCCAAGAGAUAAACGAAUUAAUAAGUUUUUGCGUACACAUCUAUAUGUUUGUAAGUUACAUACAUGUAAUAGAAAUAGGCCCCAAGGUAGUGCCUUGAGGCACCCCGAUCCAUACAGUUAAGCUAAAAUAUUGUGACAAGUGUAUAUACCUGCUGCUACUCUAAACUGUGUAUGUCUACAUAUAUUUUAAUACCUAACUAGUGUCCUUAAACUAUAAUUAUGGUAUUUUGAUAUUAUUUUCCUACAAAAUAUACCAUCAUGCAUGGAAUACUCUUUUAUUUUAAAUAGAUGUCUGUGAUUGUCGCUAUUCUAUUAACUGUUUAGUGCGAGAUACUUACCCCAUUGUACUUCGCUUAAGAGAGCACUGCCAAAUUUAAUUUAAAUUCGUUAAAAGUCUACUUAAAAGUUACGAUCGGCGCCAGGUGGCGUUCGACGACUGCGCACUUGCCAAAUCAUGUCUUGUAUCAUUGACAUUUUAUUCUUGAUUCUUUGUCGUAAGUGUAAGCUACGAGAAUAAGUAUUAUAUUUAGCCUGUAUGUAUUUAUUAGUCAAGUACUGAAUAAAGUUUUUCACAAAC
Molecule: messenger RNA, 3253 nt
Organism: Anoplophora glabripennis (Asian longhorned beetle)
Lineage: Eukaryota; Metazoa; Arthropoda; Insecta; Coleoptera; Cerambycidae
Product: thrombospondin type-1 domain-containing protein 4
Exons: 12
Coding region: 10-2460 (816 amino acids)
Biological process (GO): extracellular matrix organization
Cellular component (GO): extracellular matrix
Molecular function (GO): metalloendopeptidase activity
Source: RefSeq, a predicted model, not a curated record